GGCAAACAGUCAGAGAAACGAGUGAGAAGUGAUCUGCGGUGGAAAACCGCACUGCCCGGGACGAGGAGUCUCCCCCAAUCCCUUUCAAGCCAAAGAGGAUCAUUGCUCUGGUGAUUCCCAAUGCCGCCCUCGCCUUUGGAAGACCGUAUAGUGGUGCUUCAAAGACCCAAAACUUUAGCAUUGCGGCUCAACCAAAAUCUUACUGGAGAUAAGAACAUAUUGCCAGGAGUAAAAUCACCUUAUAACACAAGACAGAAAACCAACAGCUUGAAAGAACAGUCUAAUCUGGGGACUACAGAACCCAAGACUGUCAGGCAACAGAAACACACUGAUGUUCAAAUUUCACUGGAAUCCAGACAGGGAAAGUCUAGUCAGCAGAAAUGUUCAGUAUAUUCAGACUUAAUUCAAAAUGACAAGCAAAGUGCAAAGCACACCUCUCAAGUUGGUCCAAAGUUCAAGGCUGUACCAGUGGUGGCUAGGGUCACUAAGGACAAUUCUUUCAAGGAAAACUCAAGGCCUUCCCAGACUGUAGUUGUUACCACCUCUCAGUUUUCUAGCCCAGAGCUUUCCUGCAGCAGUGACAGUAUGCAUCCCCUGAAGUGUGGUUGCCGGGGGUGCUGGAAGUUCAUGCGUUGCGAAGAAGCAAGCUCCAGUGGUUGCCUCACAUGCAAGUCAAGCCUCAAGUCUGCCAGUUGCUUCUCCUGCAAGUCUGCCAUCAAAAAACUGAGUUGUGUCACUUGUAGCCCCACUAUGAAAAAAGUUGGCUGCCUUCCAUGUGGUCCAACUUUAAAAUCUCUUAGUUGCUUAACAUGCAAUCCUUCUGUAAAAUCUCUCAGCUCUUCAUGCAGCUUUUGUAGCAGUGACCCUAUUGUCACCUAUGAUCCCCAUGGCUCAAAGUCCAGCUGUAAUGACGAUGAUGACGAUGACUACAGUGUCCGCACAAUCUGGCCAGAAGAACUUGCUAAAAAGAUAACCAAGUCAAAAGUUCAUCAACAGACACCCAUGAUAUUAGACUGUAGAAAUUUAAUGGAAUAUACAAAGAGCCAAAUUCAAGGUGCUAUGCAUUUCACCUGCUCUGACUCAACAGGCAGACGAAGACUUCAUCAAGGGAAAUUAGCUGUGUUGGACUUUAUUUCCUCCAAAGAAGGUAGAGACUCCUUAAAAAGGCUUUGGCCCAAGGAUCAGACUGGACCUCUUAAUUCUAACCCUAGCAAAGAACCUUCAAAAACAUUGCCAACACAAAACCUGAACCUCGUCUUGGAUUCCCUUAAUAAAAAUUCAGAAGACCUCUUUACAGAAAAAGGUACAGCACCUGAGAAAGAAGGUGUACCUGGAGACUUGCCCCUACUGGAGAGCAAGAUUGGACUGUCAGCAGGAACUCCAGUGGCAUUAACACCUGACCUAGAAAAUGCAGAACUGAGUAUCAUACUGCCAUUUCUUUUUUUGGGAAGUGAAAAAGAUGCCCAGGACCUAGAAAAGAUGCGAAAUCUAAAUAUUGCGUAUGUUGUGAAUGUCACAACCCACCUUCCAUUAUAUCAUGCUGAAACAGGCUUGAUCCGCUACAAGCGUUUACCAGCUACAGAUAACAGCAAGCAGAACUUGCGGCAGUACUUUGAAGAAGCUUUUGAAUUCAUUGAGGAAGCUCAUCAGUGCAGCAAAGGAGUUCUAGUCCACUGUCAAGCUGGGGUUUCGCGUUCUGCUACCAUUGUUGUUGCCUACUUAAUGAAGCACACCCUGAUGACGAUGGCAGAUGCCUACAAAUAUGUCAAGGGGAAGCGACCCAUAAUCUCCCCUAACCUCAAUUUUAUGGGACAGCUUCAGGAGUUUGAAAAUGACCUUAAUGCUGGCAUUACACCCCGAAUUCUCACCCCAAAACUGACUGGUGUUGAAACUGAAGUAUAGCAGUGUAUGAGAUAUCCCCCUCCUCCACCACUGCCAAAGUAUGUAAAUUUAAAAUGCCCAUGUUUUCAUAAUAGUUUGGUCACUUAAACAGGACACAUUUUGAAUAAAAAAUGAAUAUGCAGUCUAAUAAAUGUGCCUGCAAAACACUUUUGAACUGAAGCAUUAAAAUAAAACAAAUUAUUCUGAUUUCUAAAUCUGCAUUCCCACACAUUACAAUACCAUUUAAAAUAAUAUAUGUAGUUUUCUUAAUUGUUUUAGUACUGUCAUUUUAAUUACAGUUUACCUUCCUCCUUUUUGUAAACAUUAUUUCCAUACUGGGUAUUUGAAUAGAAGAAAUGUUUCAAAGUGCCAGAUUUUGAUAACCUAUUAAUAGUGCAGCCUGAUUUUAUGCACUUGAUACUAUUUUAACAACAAAGAGAAAUGGUAUUGUAAUAGCAGGGGAAAUUGUGUUACAUUUUAUAUGUAACAUCUGUUUUUAACAUGAGCAAAAAUCCUUACAUAAAUGCUUUUGUAAGCUAUAAUAUACUGAGCCACAUGAAUUUAUUUCAGGACAUACAGAGUGUUGUGUGUGUCAUAGUUUUGUAAAGCAUGAACAUAUUUCAAUAACUUCCAGUGGGUGUGCACUAUAACUUUAGAAGGGCUUUUAUAAAAUAUGCAGAUCCCAGCAGUUGGCAGGAUUUCUAUGGCAGCACAUAUUAGAGCCUAAUCAUGCCAACAGUAGCAGUUCACCAUCACUUUACUAGAAAUAAUUAUUUCUGCUGAACAGAAAAAUUUUUUACGUUUUUUUCAGGUUUUCUUUUGUGUCACUCCAUCUGUCUUUUCUUCCCAAUUUCUACAGCUACUGAUAGCACAUCUGGUAUGCCUAUAAGAAUAUGUAUGUACGCAUGUAAAUGCACACGCUCACACAGAGACACACAUAUUCACACACUGUCUGUCUCAUUAUGCACACACAUAUAUACACAUUUAUUGGAGUCUGACAAACUUUAUAUGUUGUGAAAUUUGUCAGCAUUUUCAUGUAAUUAGGAGUAUUUCAUUCACAGAUAAGACAAUCUCUGUAGCUCAAGGUUACCUUUAUAUUUUUACAAUUAAGUGAUUGAGAUUUCAGCUUGAAAAAAAUGAGGUAGCCCCAAAGUCACAUAAAAACAAUAGAGGCCGCUUACAAUUCUAUAUCACAUGCGGUAGCUCCCCACUUGAAGACAUAUUGGAAUGCAACUGGGGGACCACAUGUCCAUGAAAUCUACUGCCAAGCCUCUACCUCUUGUAAAUCAGUGCUCAGCUUUAUUGCCCAUUUUAUAGGGCAGCUGGUAUCUGUCCAAUUAAUAGUCAGUGCCCACUGUACUGAUGAUACCCCAGCAAGUCCUAGAAGUCCUGUUGUAGCAACUCUGACUGCUGCCAUUCUGGAAUGCUUGAAGAUUGGUCUUCCCCUUCUCUUCAGCUGUGUUAAAGAUGCUGAACCCCUCCAUGUACAAGAAUUUAUGAGAAAGACUACAUUUUCCAUGAGUGCUCGCCACUCUGAGAAGAAGCAGUUCCUGCAUCCUUCCAUGUUUGGAUGCUACAUUUCUCAGAGGAUUAUCUGAUAUGGAAACUGCCCAUUCUAAGACAGCAACCCCAAAGAUGUUCCAUUCUCUGGGAAUUACUGUCUGCCUCUUCAUUUCUAAUACCAUACUCUUCUGGAGUUGACAUUUAUGGGAAGUGAACCUAGUCACAGGCCAAGUUGUUCAUGAUUUGUCUUUUUAUGCCUUUAACUUAAGGUACAGCACCCCAAA
Protopterus annectens (West African lungfish) is the source of this 3668-nucleotide messenger RNA. Its product is annotated as dual specificity protein phosphatase 10-like. The record is from RefSeq and is a predicted model, not a curated record. Bases 121 to 1902 code for a protein of 593 amino acids. Gene Ontology annotation, cellular component: cytoplasm; cytosol. Gene Ontology annotation, biological process: protein dephosphorylation; negative regulation of JUN kinase activity. The transcript is spliced from 4 exons. Gene Ontology annotation, molecular function: protein tyrosine/threonine phosphatase activity; MAP kinase tyrosine/serine/threonine phosphatase activity. NCBI's taxonomy places the organism in Eukaryota, Metazoa, Chordata, Ceratodontiformes, Protopteridae.